ACGAGAGUCCUGAUUCAAAAACACAAAAAAGAACCUGAAAUGUACUCGAAGAUAUUUCUGUUUAUCAACUCUUAAAAGAAUUCCUUGAGGAUUAAUUAAUUAAUUAAUAUGGACGGUGUUAAUUGCUUAAGCACUUCUGGCACAGCUGUUUUUAACGAUAUAGAUACAGUUGCGUGGACUUACAGUGAUGAGGAAACAUUUGAUAAACGAAGAUCGUUAGACGCAAAUAUACAUUGCGAAAUAUGCGGAAAAUCUUUUGUUUCUAACAGCAAUUUAACGAAACACAAGAGGAUACAUGCCGGGGAAAAACCGUUUCGCUGCAAAAUUUGCGGCAAGUCAUUUACACAAAAUUCUCAUCUUGUGGGUCACAUUCGGAGUCACACAGGAGAAAAACCGUACCACUGUGAAGUUUGUGGGAAAUCGUUUGUCGAUAAUAGUUAUCUAACAGUUCAUAAACGAAUUCACAGUGGCGAAAAGCCUUAUCAUUGUGAAAUAUGUGGGAAAGGUUUUAUUUGUAAUUCUAAACUUGUAAUUCAUAUACGUGUGCACACCGGAGAAAAACCGUAUCAGUGUGAUAUCUGUGGGAAAGCUUUCACUGUUAAUUCAAGCCUCGUUGUUCAUAAAAGAAUACAUAAUGGGAAAACGAACCCGAGCCUUGUUGAACAGAUAUGUAUUCAAAUUGGAGACAAACCAUGUGAAAUAUGCCAGAAAUCGUUUUCUGUUAAUUCUAGUCUCGUAGUUCAUGAUCGAAGAAUACACGCUGGCGAAAAACGGUUUUACUGUGAUGUUUGUGGUAAAUACUUUUUAAGUAGCUACGUGUUAAAAAGACACAAAAGAAGCCAUACCGGAGAAAAGCCGUAUCAUUGUGACAUAUGUGGUAAAUGUUUCUUCUCUAAUAGUAAUUUGACCAGGCAUAAAAUAUUACACACCGGAGAAAAACCUUAUCGUUGUGACAUUUGUGCAAAGUGUUUUGUGUCUAACAGCGUGUUGACGAGACAUAGAAGGAUGCACACGGAGGAGAAAAAGUUUCAUUGCGAAAUAUGUGCGAAAUCGUUCUUUGAUAAGUCCAACCUUGUUGUUCAUGUACGUAGUCACACUGGAGAGAAACUGUUUCAUUGUGACGUUUGCGGGAAGUCUUUCUGUGUCAAGUCUCAUCUUGUUGUUCACAAACGUAGCCACACUGGCGAGAAACCAUACCACUGUGAAAUGUGCGGCAAAUCGUUUAUAUCCAGCAGUGUUUUGAAAAGACACAAACUAACACACACUUAACCCUUUGCCCUUAAACAUCCACGCUUGUUUCCAAAAUUUUAGCUGGCCCUCGUUUUCUAUGCUCUGAGUAACAUAAAGCUUUUUUUUUUUUUUCAUAAGUCCCUAGUUACUUAGAUGGUUGGAAAAGAAAUACGGAAUAUGUAUUAUAUAUAAUGCAUGUGUAUCACACAUAUACAGGAGAUAUAUAUACAAUAGUGAAGGCGCAUGGCUCAGUGGUUAGAGCGUCGAGCUUACGAUCGUGAGGUUGUGAGUUCGAAUCCCGGUCCGGGCUUCGUGUUGUGUUCUUGAGCAAGACAUUUUAUUUCACGUUGCUCCAGUUAACUCAGCUGUAGAAAUGAGUUGCGACAUCACAGGUGCCAAGCUGUAUAUAUAUAUAGGCUUUAUGUUAUAUAUAUAUAUAUAAAUAUAUCCGAUGGGCUUCUUUCAGUUUCCAUCUACCAAAUCCACUCACAAGGCUUUGGUCCGCCCGAGGCUAUAGUAGAAGACACUUGCCCAAGGUGCCACGCGGUGGGACUGAAUCCGGAACCAUGUGGUUCAUAAGCAG
Molecule: messenger RNA, 1813 nt
Organism: Octopus bimaculoides (California two-spot octopus)
Lineage: Eukaryota; Metazoa; Mollusca; Cephalopoda; Octopoda; Octopodidae
Product: zinc finger protein 3 homolog
Source: RefSeq, a predicted model, not a curated record